GUGUUUGUUCUGCUGCAUGGUUGCUGUCCAUGUGGUCCGAAUGAGUUGCUUCUUCUGCUUCUGCUUCAUCUGCUGCUACUUUAAGCGACUUUGAAACUCGUCUUAACAACCUGUUAAGCUCUCAUUCGAAUAAUCCUAACCUUACACCAGAGGAAAUAGUAGAGGCUUCAAAAUCAGUAGCUAUUGUUGCAGCUGUGGCUGUAGAGGCUGCAAGAGCUGCCUCUGAAGAGAAGGCUGCAAAAGCAUCAAAGGCAAUGGCUGCUGCCAAGAGCGCCUUAGAUUUGGUUGCCUCAUUUUCUGAAGAGGCAGCCUCUAAAGAAAAAUAUCUGAAAAAGAAUACGCUGAAGAAGCAUCUUCCAGUUCGGCUUUUGUACAAAAAAAACCAACCGAUUGAGAACAACAAGACAAAUGAAGAGUUGGCCCGUAAGUUGCAUCGAGCUAGUAACAGCUCCCCCAGAAUCUCGAAGAACGCUUCAAGUUCUGACUGGAAGGGUCAUAAACACAAGAAGCCUAAAAGCUCAGUGAGUUCUGAGAAAAUUAGGGUAUCCAAUGGGGGUACCUUGUUGGAAGGACACCUCCCAUCUAUGUCCGAAUGCAAAAGAGAUUAACAGACAAAUAUUGCACACAAAUCUUGCAGGCAC
This is a messenger RNA of Carya illinoinensis, 641 nucleotides long. RefSeq lists its product as uncharacterized. Lineage: Eukaryota; Viridiplantae; Streptophyta; Magnoliopsida; Fagales; Juglandaceae. The transcript has a single exon. The record is from RefSeq and is a predicted model, not a curated record. Bases 255 to 608 code for a protein of 117 amino acids.